Messenger RNA from Williopsis jadinii, 3960 nucleotides. RefSeq names its product DNA-directed DNA polymerase gamma MIP1 (gene MIP1). The record is from RefSeq and is a predicted model, not a curated record. Lineage: Eukaryota; Fungi; Ascomycota; Saccharomycetes; Phaffomycetales; Wickerhamomycetaceae. Gene Ontology annotation, cellular component: mitochondrion; gamma DNA polymerase complex. The transcript has a single exon. Gene Ontology annotation, biological process: mitochondrial DNA replication. Gene Ontology annotation, molecular function: 3'-5' exonuclease activity; DNA binding; DNA-directed DNA polymerase activity. The coding region runs from base 46 to 3807 and encodes 1253 amino acids.
GAGUGAGGUCGUAGCCCAAGAGAAUUUGCAUCUCAGGUCAUCGCCAUGUUAGUGAGCUGGCGAGUGAGCUGUCAACAGGUUCGAGCGGCGCAGCGGCCUGGCACACUGAUGCCAGUACGGUGGAAGACAACGUUCAAAGAGCAGCCAAGGAUCAAUGCUGUUGGCAUUCAGUACCUCUCGCACCACCUGGAUAGACAGGUAUUCCCUUCAAAGAGGCAAUCAGAAGGGUUGCGGUCUGAAGAGGAUGAGCGGUUGAUCGACAUAUCGAAGAGCUACUUGCAGAGGCAUGGCCUGCUGGGGAAGAAGACAUCGAUUAAGGAGCCCAUCAGCUUUGAUCUACCGAAGCUACAGGGGAAUAAUUUGGAUGAACACUUCAGAAGGUUAGCACUGUUCGCCUCAGACCCAUAUCUACAGUACGCUAAGGACUUUGCUGAGGUGACGCUGCCUCCCAAACCGAAGGAGUUCCUGUUCAAGUCAGGAUGGCUCAAGUACACACGGGAUGGUGAUGUUGUUGAAGUUGCGUAUCCGGAAGGUGACGCCCUUGUAUUUGACGUUGAGACGUUGUACAAAGUGUCUCAUUACCCGAUAAUGGCAACAGCAGCUACAAAGGAUGCUUGGUAUGGCUGGGUUUCCCCCAAGCUAACUGGUGAAUCUGAAUCGUUUGAACAUCUCAUACCUCUCAAUACUGUUCAGCAGAAAAGGGUCAUCGUUGGUCACAAUGUUAGUUAUGAUCGUUCUCGUGUGAAGGAGGAGUACAGUUUAGCAGAAUCCAAGGCUUUCUAUCUGGACACAAUGGCUUUGCACAUUGCAGUUUCUGGAAUGUGCUCACAACAAAGGAUCAAGUGGAUGGAACAUCGCAAGCUCAAGCAUGCCGAGGAACUUGACGAGGAGGAAAUCAGAGAUUCUGAAAUUAAUGACCCCUGGGUCAACUAUAGCAGUCCAAAUUCUUUGGCGGAUGUUACUGAGUUUUAUUUCAAGGAAAACAUUGACAAAUCAAUCAGAGACACAUUCUCAGAACUUGAUAUCCAAGUAAUUCGUGAUGACUUCCAGAACUUGAUAGGUUACUGUGCCAAAGAUGUUGCAACUACACACAGGAUUUAUUCACAUGUAUUACCAGAGUUCCUAGAGAGUUCUCCACAUCCUGUCUCAUUCGCAGCUUUGAAAUUUAUGGGAACAGGUAUUUUAACUACAAACAAGAGUUGGGAAUCCUAUUUAGAAAGUUCUGAAAAGCUUUACCAAGAAAGUCGCUCUCACAUUGAAUCAAGCUUGAGAGAACUAGCCGAGGAGGCUGUGUCUUUGAGAGACUCACCAGAAAUUUAUAUGAAAGACCCCUGGUUGAAACAAUUGAACUGGAAAUCUACACCGCAAAAGUUUAGAAAGGAUGGUCAACCGUACAAGAAGCAGAAACUUCCAGGAUACCCAGAAUGGUAUAAGGAGCUCUACGACUCAAAGGAUCAAACUUUACGUUUAACUACAAGAGGGAGAGUAACACCAUUACUACUGAAACUGAAGUGGGAAGGAUAUCCAGUGAUAUGGAAUGAUCAUUAUGGUUGGUGUUUUGAGGCACCCAGAUCGAAACGUGAAGAAUUGCUGCAAAAGAAUUACAUCCUUGAAAAGGAUUUCUUGAAGACAUAUGGAACGAAAAGGCCAACUAAGGGCAAACAAAAGAAAGAUGUAACUGAAGAGGAUCUAUUGGGUCAAACGGAAUCUGAAAUUGAGUCCUUUUGGAACAAGGACCCCGAGACAUCUGAGUUCGUUUACUUUAGAAUUCCAAACAAUGUUGGUCCGUUGCACCGGACAAGUCUACUACUGUCUAAAGGCUUCUCCAAUGCGUUCGAGAAGAAUAUUCUUUCAUCUGAUAACCCAGUUGCUCAACAAGCCCUUCAGAUGAAUGCUAGUUGCAGUUACUGGAUCAGUGCACGUGAACGUAUCAUGAAUCAGUUUGUUAUUCACAAGACAAAGAACUACAGUAUUAUUUUGCCACAAGUCCUUACUAUGGGAACAGUUACCAGAAGAGCAGUGGAGAAAACAUGGUUAACAGCAUCAAAUGCGAAAAAAUCAAGAAUUGGAUCCGAGUUGAAAUCUAAGGUUAUUGCUCCACCAGGGUAUUGUUUUGUUGGUGCAGAUGUUGAUUCAGAGGAACUUUGGAUUGCAUCCUUAGUUGGCGAUGCUAUGUUCAAACUGCAUGGUGGUACGGCGAUUGGUUGGAUGACAUUGGAAGGUUCAAAAAAUGAAGGAACUGAUUUACAUUCCAAAACAGCUAGCAUUUUGGGUAUCGGCAGAGGUGAAGCCAAGGUUUUCAAUUAUGGUCGAAUAUACGGGGCUGGUGUCAAAUUUGCAACCACUCUUUUAAAGAGAUUCAAUCCAAACUUUACCGAUGAAGAGUGCAAAGUGCGUGCAGAGAACUUGUAUGCUGAGACGAAAGGAAGUGAUGGAAAGUUUUACAUCAACAAGGAACGACACAAGCUAUGGUAUGGUGGUUCUGAAAGUGUUCUUUUCAACGAGUUGGAACGCAUUGCACAGCAUGAUCAUCCGAAGACACCCAUAUUGGGUGCAAGCAUCACCAGGGCUUUAAUGGCAAAGUAUUUGAAUGUGAAUUCAUUCCUACCGUCAAGAGUGAAUUGGGCUAUUCAGUCGUCUGGUGUUGACUAUCUACAUUUGUUAUGUGUCUCUAUGAAUUAUUUAUUGAAGAAAUACUCCAUCAAAGCGCGUCUUUGUCUAAGUGUUCAUGAUGAAAUCAGAUACUUGGUAAAAGAGGAGGAUAAAUAUCGUGCUGCUAUGGCAUUACAGAUAUCGAAUAUCUGGACUCGUGCUAUUUUCUCUGAGAAUUUGGGUAUGAAGGACCUCCCACAGUCUUGUGCCUUCUUUUCUGCUGUUGAUAUCGAUCAUGUGUUGAGAAAGGAAGUUGAUAUGGAUUGCGUGACUCCAUCGAAUCCGAAUCCGAUCUCACCUGGGAAGUCGCUAGACAUCUUGGAGCUACUCUCGAAACCUGAAAGUAGCUUGGGUGUUGGAAAAGACUUGAAGUUGACCGAGAAGAUUGUGCUUGAAGUCCCAAAGCAUACACAUGAUACUUUUGAUAACAGUAAGGAAGACUAUUUCUCAUUGAAGAAUCCACUUUGGAAGGAGACGUAUCUCAAAAUGCAAAUAGCAGACGAUAAGGAGCAGUUCAAACAGAUCUACAGAUCAUAUAGUGGUGAAGUUCGUCAACAAAGGAAACAGCGCUCAGUGGAUAACGAUGUGUUCUUCGAGAAUUCGCCUGGAGGGCUAGCUAACACCGUUACAAGACAAUCAUUAACCACAGCUCCUGUUGAUGAUGCCAUUCCGUCAGCACCACCAAUGAAUAAGGAGACAAAGAAACGCAAGUAUAAACGAAGGGAAACAUAUGCGGAUGAACUGAGGGACAUUGCUAACAUGCUCACGGAGUGUGAUAUCGACUCUUUGAAUCCAGCGCUCCCGCGUAAACCUUACAGGAGAAACUACAAUAGGAAGUUUGAAAAGUUCCAGAGGCAUCAACCAGAGCGACUGUCGUUUGAAGAACUUGAGCGUUGUGCACCUGUUGGUCCCUCAUCUAGAAAGACAUACGGGCAUGUGAAUGACUCUCAAAGCUUUGAUCCGUUUGACCCUAGCGUCUUUGAUCCGUCUGUUUUCAGGGUACCUGACAAGGGAAAUAUAAACAAGAAACAAUCUGGUCAUGUUGAAGAAUACAGUGAGCUCAGGAACAGGAUUUACACCAAUCCUUCAGCUGUGGAAGCAUUCUUCAAUGAUCAGCCAGUACCAACCCGACGAACUUCCCGAGUCCGCCAUUAAUUGAUACCAUAUUAUUACGAUUAUCUAAUGACACAACAUCUAUAUGACACUAGGCGGGUUUGUAAUGCAUCCUGUGAUGGCUUACGCGUGCUAAAAGUGGUUACAAUGUUAAUAUUAAGUAUAUAUAACGUGUUUUGAAUCCCUCUUCCAAAU